UUUUACCAAACAAAGCAAUUUUUUACAGUGUCGUUAAACACUUUACAUCUUACACUAUAUCUUAUAAUAAAAGUGUAUAAAUAAAUAAAUAUAUGAAUAAUUGUUUAAAAACAUAUAUAUAUAUAUAUAUAUAUCAGUUUUUAAUUAUUCCUAAACUUGUUCGCUUGUGUCUGAAAAGUGUCGCUGUUAGAAAGAAAUUAAAUAUGAAUGUAACAUUUUAUACUUCCUCAGAGAAUUCAAAACCAUUGGAUGUGUUUUGGCAAACAAAAUCUGAGUUAGUUAGCUACGCUAUCAUAUUACUUUUAUUAAUUAUUUGGUUUCGCAUCAAAUGGAAUCGUAGAUUUAUUGAUAGAUUUGCGGCUAAAAUACCAGGGCCUCCAUCAUAUCCAUUAAUUGGUUCAGGACUAGAAUUUGUGGGAACAUCACAAAAUGUUAUGGAAAAUUUUAUUAAGUUAAAUAAUCAGUACGGUCCGGAACCAUUUAAAAUCUGGUUGGGUUCUUCACUCGCUUUAAAUGUAACAAAGCCAGAAGAUUUACAAAUUAUAUUAAAUAAUUCUAACGCUUUUGACAGAGGUAAAUUAGCUAAAAUUAUGAGUGCUGUUUUUGGAGAAGGAUUGAUUACUGCUUCUGUUCCUAAAUGGAAAAUACAUCGACGAAUUAUCUCUCCUUUUUUUAACACUUCUUCCAUAAAUAAAUGUUUGCCAAUUUUCAAUGAAAAUAGUGCAAGUUUCAUAUUAAAUCUUCAAAAAGAACUGCGAAAUUCUGAGUCAUUUAAUAUUUGGGAUUAUGUUAAUUCUGUUUCUGUUAAUUCAAUAUGUGAAGCAGCACUGGGAUAUCAUCGUGACGAGGAAGAUGAUGACAAAUCUGAAUUUUUUUAUUUAGUGACAAAAAUUACAGAGCGAGUUAAUGCCAGACUAAAUAAGCCAUGGUUGUAUCCUGAUUUUAUUUUUAGUAUUUAUGGAAAAAUUACAGGCUUGAAUCAAAUGUAUGAAAAUUUAUAUAAAUUUCCAAACAAAAUAAUUAAAGAAAGAAAAAGCCAGUAUGCUCAAAGGAAGAAAACCAACCACAGUUCUUUAAACUUAACCAACAAUGAAGAAAAACAAAAACCAGUAUUUUUGGAAUUAUUGUUGGAGUUAAAUGAUGAAGGAGCCUAUUUUUUAAACAAUGAUUUAAGAGAUGAAGUUUUAACUAUGAUGAUUGCAGGCAGUGAGACUAUUUCUAUAACCAUUUGUUUCUGUAUUUUAAUGUUAGCUAUCCAUCAGGACAUUCAGGACAAAGUUUAUGAUGAAAUCUACCAAGUAAUGGGAGAAAGUGAUCGAAAAGUAAGAAUUGAAGAUACGGUUAAGUUUGUAUAUUUGGAACAAUGUAUCAAGGAAACUAUUCGAAUGUAUCCCGUAGCGCCAGUGAUAAUGAGAUAUCUUCAAGAUGAUGUCAAAAUGAGUAACUACACAAUUCCAAAAGAUACUACUAUUUUUAUACCAAUAAUAGUCACUCAUCAUCUACCAGAAUUAUAUCCAAAUCCCUGGGAGUACAACCCAGAUAAUUUUGAUCCAGAAAAUGUUGCAAAACGACACAAGUAUAGUUUUAUUGCGUUUAGUGGUGGACCUAGGAAUUGUAUAGGACAAAAGUAUGCAAUGUUAUUAAUGAAAGUUCUGCUAGCAACAUUUUUACGUAACUAUAGUGUUCAUACUAAAUACAAAAUGUCUGAUAUAAAGUUAAAAUUCGAAUUAUCGAUAAAAAACGCUGAUGGAUAUCAAGUAACAAUACGCCCAAGAGACAGAAAACCAAUUUACAAAAUAUAAUUGAAUUAAAAAAAAAAAAUUUUUUUUUAAAUAGUAUAACAAAUUUAUUAUGAGUAAUUGAUAAUAUUUUUUCAUCAUUCAACUAGUAAUUAUUUUAAUAGAUAGAAUGAAUAUGUAACGUCGGUGAAGUAUUUUGACUAUUUUUAAAUCUAAUAAAAAUACCAAUUUUUUUUUUUUUGUAUUAAAAAUAAAUAAUAAUAAUUAAUUUGUUUGUAGUUUAGAAUGCAGAAUGUUUUAAAAAUAAAAUAAUUGUGAAAUGGUUAUCAAAUAAAAAGUUAUAAGAGCUGUCAGUUAAUUUUAGCCAACAAUUGAAAUCGUUAUUUUUAAAAUUGCAGUUUAAUCAACAAAAACAAUAAUUUUAAAUACCUAUUAUGCAUAUUUUUCAUUUAGCAGGUAGUUUAUAUACUUUUAAAACAUAUUAUAUACAGGGUGGCCCACCACUCACUGACAACU
This is a messenger RNA of Daktulosphaira vitifoliae (grape phylloxera), 2255 nucleotides long. Its product is annotated as cytochrome P450 4C1-like. Gene Ontology annotation, molecular function: iron ion binding; oxidoreductase activity, acting on paired donors, with incorporation or reduction of molecular oxygen; monooxygenase activity. The transcript has 13 exons. The coding region runs from base 93 to 1802 and encodes 569 amino acids. The record is from RefSeq and is a predicted model, not a curated record. NCBI's taxonomy places the organism in Eukaryota, Metazoa, Arthropoda, Insecta, Hemiptera, Phylloxeridae.